Messenger RNA from Pogonomyrmex barbatus (red harvester ant), 1621 nucleotides. It is a transcript of the gene Trmt6, whose product is annotated as tRNA methyltransferase 6 non-catalytic subunit. Gene Ontology annotation, biological process: tRNA methylation. Lineage: Eukaryota; Metazoa; Arthropoda; Insecta; Hymenoptera; Formicidae. Gene Ontology annotation, cellular component: nucleus; tRNA (m1A) methyltransferase complex. The record is from RefSeq and is a predicted model, not a curated record.
GAAUAUUUUAACCUAACCUAAAAACACAAAAACGUAUGGCAACGAUUGCAGAGGGAAGAUUUGAAGACAUUAUUAAAGGUCAGACGUACAAGAAAUUCAUGAACCAAAGAUCGAAAAGACUCGACUUGUAGAAAGAAAUGAGUACGGAAAAUACUUACGAGUCCUCGGAGAACGUGAUCACAGUGGGCAUGCACGUGAUAGUCAAGAAACAGGAUUUCAGCAAGGUGUACAAGGUGACCGAAGAUGGUAUUUUAAUGUUAGGAAAAAAUCAGAAGGUGGAGAUGUGCGAGAUCGUUGGUAAACCAUUCUGGAGUACCUUCGAGAUGGUGCCAGUGCGAGGCAGCAAGGAUACCUUCACCCUAAAACACGUCGAACGAGCGGAGUCAUGGGACGAUUUGAAGGGCGAGUUGAGUGGUUGGGAUAAUCGCUUCAUCACGGACGAUGGCAUGUCCCAGCAAUUGUCGAAGAAGGAAAUCUUGCAACUACGAGAUGCUGGCAAGAGUGGUAAAGAAAUAACUGGCAGCCUCAUCGAGAAUAGCAAAUCUUUUGCUGCCAAGACGGAGUAUUCGCAAGAAAAAUACAUCAAGAAAAAGGAGCGCAAGUAUUCUAGAUUUUUGACAAUAUGCAGGACGUCUAUAGUAUCGCUGCACGAAGUGUACUUCAAGCAGAAACACGAGAAAAUCGGAGGAUUGAGAAUGGAUGCUCUGGCGCAGAUGUUAUCUUAUAGCGAUGUGCAGUCGGAUGGCUUGCACAUGUUGUACGACAGUGGAUGCCAAGGAUUGCCUGCUGCGGCUAUGUUAAAUAGAAUAGGUGCAAAUACCAAUGGUUACCUGAUCAAUCUACAUCCUGGAAACAUGCCUCAAAUUGCCUUUGUUCAGGCUAUGAAUUUUCCACAGGAAUUGAGAGAUAGGCACAUUGCAGCAAAUAUUUAUAGUUUCUUGAGAUUACAUUAUCAAGGUGAAGAAAAUAUAUUAAACAGUAUUUCCAAUACAUCUAAGGAGACUGUUAAUAAUGUUGUAAAGUCACAAGAUACAGAAAAGCUAAUGGAAAAUCCUGAAAAAGAAAUUAAAAAUAAUGAAGUAUCAGAUAAUACAGAAGCAGAAGUGAAAACUGAUGCAAAAGAAGAUGGUAUGCUUUUUGCUUGUGAUAUCGAGGAAAAUACUAGUACCUUGAAACGAAAACUUGAAUCUGAAGAAUCUGAAACAGAAACGACACCUCCGAAAAAACCGAAAUGGUUUUUGGAAACGAAACGCGCUGUAGAUUUAUUAAACAGUUCAAAGGCUCGUGGUUUAACUAUCGUAGCAAAGGAGCAUCCCUUAAAUAUUGCGACUGCGCUACUACCCUUCUUGGGAGCUUCGCGGCCGUUCGUCAUUUUUCAUGCAUAUCGGGAACCCCUUCAGGAAACCUACAUGGAACUCAAACAAAAAUAUAGUGUAAUAAAUCUGAAGCUGUUUACAAAUUUUUUACGUUCGUAUCAAGUGUUGCCUGAUAGGACACAUCCCGAUAUCCUAACGAAUGACACUGGUGGUUAUAUUUUAACAGGAUAUUUAGUCCAGUAAUGGAAAUUUUUUAUAAAUUUUAUAUAAAAAAUUAACUUGAAUAUUGUUUAUAUAUUUGACUA